Emys orbicularis (European pond turtle) is the source of this 939-nucleotide messenger RNA. RefSeq names its product phospholipid phosphatase 3 (gene PLPP3). The coding region runs from base 1 to 939 and encodes 312 amino acids. NCBI's taxonomy places the organism in Eukaryota, Metazoa, Chordata, Testudines, Emydidae. Gene Ontology annotation, biological process: phospholipid dephosphorylation; phospholipid metabolic process; signal transduction. Gene Ontology annotation, cellular component: plasma membrane. The transcript is spliced from 6 exons. The record is from RefSeq and is a predicted model, not a curated record. Gene Ontology annotation, molecular function: sphingosine-1-phosphate phosphatase activity; phosphatidate phosphatase activity.
AUGCAGAACUACAAGUACGACAAAGCGAUCGCUCCGGAGAGCAAGAACGGGGGCAGUCCUGCCCUGAACAACAACCCGGCCAAGAGCAGCAGCAAGAAAGGGCUGCUCAUCUGCCUGGAUCUCCUCUGCCUUUUCAUGGCUGGUCUGCCCUUUCUGAUCAUUGAAACCAGCACAAUCCAGCCGUACCAAAGGGGGUUUUACUGCAACGACGAGAGUAUCAAGUACCCUUUGAAAACGGGCGAGACGAUUAACGACGCUGUGCUGUGUGCUGCAGGGAUUCUCAUUGCCAUCCUUGCUAUCAUAACAGGGGAGUUCUACCGGAUUCACUACUUAAAGGAGAAGUCUCGGUCCUUCAUCCAGAAUCCAUAUGUGGCGGCUCUCUACAAACAAGUGGGCUGUUUUGCCUUUGGCUGUGCCAUCAGCCAGUCCUUCACAGACAUUGCCAAAGUGUCCGUCGGACGCUUGCGACCUCAUUUCCUGGACGUUUGUAAUCCAGACUUUUCAGUAAUCGACUGCUCUAAAGGCUACAUUCAAAACUACACCUGUAGGGGAAAUGACAGCAGAGUCCAGGAAGCCAGGAAAUCCUUCUUCUCUGGUCAUGCCUCCUUCUCGCUCUAUACCAUGCUUUAUUUGGUGUUAUAUCUGCAGGCCAGAUUCACAUGGAGAGGAGCCCGUCUGCUACGUCCUCUUCUGCAGUUUACCCUGAUCAUGAUGGCAUUUUACACAGGAUUGUCCCGUGUGUCUGACCACAAGCAUCACCCUACAGAUGUGCUGGCAGGAUUUGCACAAGGAGCCCUGGUGGCUUACUGCAUAGUGUUUUAUGUGUCAGACCUCUUCAAACCCAAGAUGAGGACCUCCCUGCCUCCUCCUCCAAUCCGGAAAGAUAUCCUUUCACCUGUGGACAUCAUUGAACGGAACAAUCACCACAAUAUGGUGUAG